AUUUUUUCCCGAUUUAAUUUUCUUUAAAAAAGAGUAAAAAUAAAUUAGAAACAACAAUUGAAUAUCUGUUGUUUCGAAAAAUACCUUUCUCGGCUUUCAAAUAUUUUUUUUUCGAGUACGGCAUACAUACGGAUAAAAUACGGCGUAUGUACGGAUAAAGUAGGGCCGUAUUUUGUCUGUAUGUAUGCCGUACUUGAAAAAAAAAUAUUUGAAAGCCGAGUAAGGUAUUUUUCGAAACAACAGAUAUUUCCAGGAAUGUACGGAUAAAGUAUGGCACAUGUGUAGAGUACGUCCAGAUCGAAUACAACAAGCUAUGACAUUUUUGAAAGCAUAACGAAAAAUCAAUCAAAUAUCAGUUGUUCCAAAAAAUACAUUUUCCUAACUGAGGCAUGUUAAACACAACUUUAAUGAACGCUGGUGCGUCGUUAAAGUGGCGCAUUAUCCCACUGGUCCCUACGAGAGUGAGUUUUUGUUUUUCAGUGUGUUUUUGUUUUAUAGUGAACGUCGUGGAAAGCGUAGACUACGAUAAUGCUGGUUUUAAUGCUGAUGUAAGCGCGUUCAAUAAAAGGCCCCGUAGAAAUUUUUAGUGGCGCCAUUCCAUGGCGUGGUUACUCUGGUAACUGUGAUGACAGCCAUAUUGGAUUAGAAUUUUCUUUCUCACACACACACUCACACUCAUCAUCCUAACAGUUCAUUUAGACAAGUUUAGACAUGCUAAUCAGGUGGUCAAAAAUAAUUUAAAAAAUUCAGUAAUUUCAUAUUAAUAUUUAGCUGCAGCUGUGAGUUGUCAAUUGUCAUAAAAAAAUAAAAAAUCAAUAGUUACUUGUUCUUUAUAUUUGUCAAAAUGAAUGAUCAUUGGGUUGAUGAAAGUACUUCACACAGUAGUAGUGAUGAAAAUGAUUGUGAUAAUAAAAAAAAAAAAAACAAAUGUGAAGUUCUUGAUGUAAAUAACAAUGAAUGUAAUGUGCAACUAAAAGAAUCAGAAUUAACAUGUGAUGAAUUUGAUAUGGGUGAUGAUUUAAUUUUUGACGAUAGCGUUUUUGUUCAUAAUUAUGAUACUGGUGAUGGUGAUGAUAACAAUAAUAACGAUAAAGACAAUGCCAAUAAUUAUGAUGAUAAUGGUGUUGAUGACAACGUUGGUGAUGACAAUGGUGGUGAUGACAAUGGUGGUAAUGAAGAUGUUGAUGAUGAUAAUGAUAAUGAUGAUGAUGAUGAUGAUGAUGAUGAUGAUGAUGAUGAUGAUGAUGAUGAUGAUGAUGAUGAUGAUGAUGAUGAUGGACAAAAAAUAAUUGAUGAAGUCAAUGCAAUAAAAAUGGAUUUAUUGCCAGAAAAGUCUCGUGCAUUGUACGAGGCUGAAUACAAUAAGUACAAAAGCUGGCUAAAUAAUAAAAAAAAAGGAAAAACAGAUGAAAGUCAUGUAUUAAUUUAUUUUAAUGAAAUGAAAAAAAAAUAUCAGUCAUCGACAUUGUGGUCUCGGUACUCAAUGUUACGAGCUACUUUAGAGAUGUACGAAGGAAUUGACAUAUCAAAAUAUCCACUCAUAAAAAGCUAUUAAAAAGAACAUCUGUUGGUCAUCGAUCAAAAAAAUCAAAACUUUUCAAAGCAGAAGAGAUUAAAAAAUUCUUGGAGACAGCACCAGACUCAGAAUUUCUUGCGAUAAAGGUUGCAGCAAUAUUUGGUAUUUGUGGUGGAAUGAGAAGACAAGAGCUAACUGAUUUAAAAUUGUCAAACAUAAAAAAAGAAGGAGAUAUUAUAGUUGUCAACAUUAUCAAGUGUAAAAAUCAAGAGCCUCAAUUAUUUACAAUUCACGAUAGUUAUGUAGAAUAUGUCGAGAAAUACUAAUCACUGAGACCAGCUAAUGCCACAUCUGAACGUUUUUUUCUUGAAUACAUGAAUGGUAAAUGCAUGAAUCAAAACAUUGGUAUCAACACAUUUGGCAAAAUGCCAAAACUAAUAGCUACUUAUUUAAAGCUUGAAAAUGCUGAAAAAUAUACAGGCCAUUCAUUCAGAAGAACUGCAGCAACAUUGUAUGCCAAUGCUGGUGCUGAUACAGCUAUGCUUAAACGGCAAUUCAAGUGGAAAUCUGACGCAGUUGCAAUAGGUUACAUUGAGGAUUCUACAGAACAAAAAUUAGAAGCUGGUAGAAUGAUUACAAAAAGAAUAAAUAUUGGUAAUAAACGUGAUAACUCACCAUCAAUAAUUCCAUGUUUUAAAAGACCAAAAUAUAAUCAUGAAAAUACUCAACCUGGUUUAAACAAUCAACACAAACACAUAGACAUUAAUAAAAAAAUUAAUUGUGGUGCAUCAACAUCAAGCGAACACCAGGAUCAUAAUUUAAAAUCCAAUUCUACUUUUGAUAAUGAUAAAGAAAAUUUUCAUGGUGAUAAAAAGGAAAACAAGAAUAUCACAAUUAUCUAUAAUUUAACUAACUGCUCUAACAUAACUUUCAAAAACUAGUUUUAUAAAAAAAAAAAAAA
Molecule: messenger RNA, 2477 nt
Organism: Aphidius gifuensis
Lineage: Eukaryota; Metazoa; Arthropoda; Insecta; Hymenoptera; Braconidae
Product: protein PFC0760c-like
Exons: 2
Coding region: 845-1555 (236 amino acids)
Source: RefSeq, a predicted model, not a curated record